Fusarium vanettenii 77-13-4 is the source of this 1593-nucleotide messenger RNA. RefSeq lists its product as uncharacterized. The record is from RefSeq and is a predicted model, not a curated record. Lineage: Eukaryota; Fungi; Ascomycota; Sordariomycetes; Hypocreales; Nectriaceae. Bases 1 to 1593 code for a protein of 530 amino acids. The transcript is spliced from 7 exons.
AUGGCAUCGCACACUGAAUCCGACAGCCUCCUCGUUGACACACUGUCCGGGCCAGUGGUGGGCUUCAUCGACACCUUCCCGCUGUCAGAGCGCUCGACGGCUAAUUCUUCAGCACCUGGAAGUCGAGCCCCUGUUUCCAAGUGGUUGGGCAUGUGGGAGAGACCUUCGGACCCUGACGAGUGGAAAUAUGUGCUAGAGUGUACCGAGUUUGGGCCAUCGUUUCCUCAGGGUCCGAGUCCCUUUGACAAGUUAUACAAGGACAAGGAGGGCUGGCUGUCACGCGAGUUCCUUGGCCAGUCUGAGGAAGCAUUCACUGUCAACGUCUUCGCACCUUCAGGGCAAAGGGAGAAUCUUCCCGUUCUAGUAGGCGAGAAUAUGGUGGAAAUUUCAACACGGGCACUGCCAACGCCCCAGUCCAUGAUCCAACAGAGUUUGUUCGUCACCAGGCUCGGAUCGGGAACCCAGUCAUGGUCGUUACCAGCAACUACAGGUAUUCUUCCAACGUGUUGCUACGAUAAUCUUCUUGCUGACAUGGCGGACAGAGUUGGGAUACUAGGGUUUCUUGCUACGAAAGAUCUUGUUGAUGUUAACGGCCACGUCGGGAACUUUGGUUUGUCACUCUCCCCAGUGCUUGUGUUCACCGCUCAUUGCCAAGGUUUACACGACUGUAUCAAAAUGUUUGAGUGGACUCGGAAGAACAUUGCCGCUUUCGGCGGCAAUCCCAACAAUGUCACAGCAAUUGGGGAGUCAGCUGGGGCGUUUGCCAUCUCUAUGCUGCUGCACUCGCAGAGAAGGUUAUUCCAAAAGGUUAUCCUAGAGUCUGGAAGCCAAAUGGUCAUGUCUCAACGCAAGGAGCCCUUUUUCCCAGUCUAUGACAAACUCCUCGAAUCUGUGGGUGUCGACAAUGCGUCCGAUGGCUCAGGGCCAAAGGAACGAGUGGAAGCUCUGAAAAGAGUGUCAGCUGAGCGUCUCGUCAAUGCGACAUCCCGUCUAUACUUUCGAGGCAUCUGGGGAAUCACCAGUGAUCCCAACGAACCAGGUUGGGAUGUUUCAAUGUGGCACCAACUUGAACGAGGUCAUUACGAUCCAUGGAUUACUGCGGCCAUCAUUAGUAUCAACAAAGACGAAGGCACAAUCUUCUGCGAAAAGGGAAAGGCGAGUCUCCUCCAUACCAAACCAACCAUAUCACUAACCAACUGUCUUUCAGGCCGGAAGAUGAAGGUCUAUGCAUGCCAGUUUGAAACGAUACCUCAAAGAUUGUUUGAGGGCAACGAGCAUUUAGGAAUACUUCACACCGGAGAGAUCCCCUUUGUGUUCAACACUGCAUCUCUCUGGGACUACGACGAGAAUCAUGCAGAUACCAAGACUGCUCUUGCUGUAGGAAUCAGAUGGUCUAGCUUUGCACAGUCAGGAGAUCCAGUCACUGACAGAUCUUUCUGGGCAGGCUGGCCUGCAUAUACAGCCAAGAGGGGAGAAAUGGUUGUGGUUAAACAAGGAGGCGCAUUCUUGCCUGGUAACUUGAACGAGCUGCGCAAGGAGCAUCGCGAAUUCUGGGAACCCGUCAAUUCGGAAGCCUCUCGUGCUUUUAUUUAA